This is a messenger RNA of Adelges cooleyi (spruce gall adelgid), 2793 nucleotides long. Its product is annotated as calmodulin-binding transcription activator 1-like. Gene Ontology annotation, biological process: regulation of transcription by RNA polymerase II. Gene Ontology annotation, molecular function: double-stranded DNA binding; protein binding; transcription coregulator activity. Bases 97 to 2628 code for a protein of 843 amino acids. Gene Ontology annotation, cellular component: nucleus. Lineage: Eukaryota; Metazoa; Arthropoda; Insecta; Hemiptera; Adelgidae. The record is from RefSeq and is a predicted model, not a curated record. The transcript has 21 exons.
CAGCAACAGCAUACGGACGAGCACGUCAAGUCAGAGUUCUACGACGUCACUUUGGACUUGUCGCACGACGACAUACAGCAGACCCUGUCGGCCAACAUGCCACCCGUGUCGUGUGCCGGCGCCGAUCAACUUUUACGACUCGACGACAACCGCAACAACAAGACGUCCGGUGACACGGGGGACGAUGACGUGUUCGUUAGCCUGGACGCUUUCGACAUGCUCACCGAUCUCCAAGAACUCGACAUGCUGGAAAACGCUGGCCAACAAGGCUCAGCCAUAAUGGUAACGGGCAUGGACGAAAACCUGCAACAUUCACACGGGCAAACCCAAAUGGACGUGGACGUAUUGCAGAUUACCGAUUACUGUCCAGAAUGGGCGUUUCCCGAGGGAGGCGUUAAAGUGCUGAUUACUGGACCGUGGUUUUCUUCUUCUUCGUACACCGUCAUGUUCGACACGAUCGCCGUCCCGAGCACUCUGGUCCAAGGAGGCGUUCUACGCUGCUAUUGCCCGGCGCACGACAUAGGUACGGUUACCUUGCAAGUAGUCAUUGACGGCAGGCCCGUAUCGACCACUGCCAUGUUCGAGUACCGUCAACACGAGAUUCCGCUUACCAUAUCCUCGUUGACAAUGCCACACACGCCGUCACUACUCAAAUUGUAUUUACUGCAAAAGCUCGACACGCUCGAAGAUUACUUACAGACCAACAGCCAGCACUCUGAUCAGCUACUUAUACAGAAAGACAGCGCAGUUAUGUUGAGUAUAUCCAACUUUGAAAACUGGCUGGUCGACUACUGUGACCAAAAGAAACAGUUAACGUGGAAAUCUGAAUCGGAAUGCAACAUCAAACCACUGGAAACCGGGACGACGUUAUUGCACAUUGCCGCAUUUUUGGGAUACUCCAAACUUGUGUGUAAAUUGCUUCAAUGGAAACUAGAAAACGCAUCGUUGUUUUUGGAAUUAGAAGUAAAUGUUUCAAAGCAAGACAGAGAUGGAUACACACCAUUGAUGUGGGCGUGCAAGAAAGGUCAUAAGGACACGGCAGUUCUACUUUGCCAAUGGUAUCAGACGACCCAUAGUGCUGAUAACACAUUUAACUUAGACUUCUGUCAAACAGACAUUUUGGAAUCCGUUCAUCAAUAUUUCAAUGAUUUCGAUCAAAACGAGUAUUACGCCAGCGAAAACUUGACCAAUGAAAAUAUGUUUACAAACCCCAACGAAAUACUUUGUGACGUUAAAAAAGAUAUUAACACUCAACAAUUUGACGGACACAAUUCUCAAGCUGUUCAAAUGGACAAUUCGUUGACCAGAAUAUCUUCUGGAAACGAAAAUAAACCUAGUGACAACAAUAUAUUGAAUCUUCAAAGCGUGCAAUAUGUCAAACGACCGAUCCCAAAUAGUUUUUCAGAGAAUGAUGAAUGUUACAAUCAGUUCUGCAAACCCAUACAGUAUUACCCUUCUGUUAACCAGUUCCAAAAAAGUUUUACACUGCCACUGCAAUCUCCGAAUUCGGACAGCGGGAUUUCACUGGACCGAUCUCCUGUGCUGAACAAGUCUAAUUUUAUUAUUUGCUUGGUGACCUCGCUGUCGGAGAAACCGGCGGCAGCUGUAGCAGCUGUAGCGGCAGAAGACAGUAGUAGUGAUGGCGGUGGUAAUGGUGUUGUUGUUAGCCCCACUGAUGUUGUGAAUCAGAAUCAAUCAAACCAGGACCCUGAUGGCGCAAAAAUCCACAAAGCCACUGACCACGAGGCCCAAAAUCCCACAGGACACGGGGAACAAAAUGUCUGUGUACUCACAUUGGCUGAACAGUUCAUAGCCGCUAUGCCUGAACACAUCAAGAAUGAAAAUGAACACAGACAAUUAUCUGACACUUCAAUAAUAGAAAUAAUUGAUGAUCCACCAUCGACAGCAUCGCCUUGUUGCUUCGAUCCCAACUCGGAUAUCAGUACAGAAUUUAACGACAAACCAUACCGACAUCACCGUGAAAGAGAAAUAGAAACGCCAACGUCGAGCACAAAUAUUAGUUUAAGUCCGAUGUCUAGUGCUUCCCAGUGUUCGCCUAUCUCACCACCUCCUACUGCGGCGGAUUUGAGCGAAUUCCUUCAUGCAUCGGCCAACAACCAAUACGUUGAAAAGAACUUUUCCAAUCUCACACUGUCGGACUACGAGCAACGAGAGUUAUACGAAGCGGCUAAAACCAUCCAAAAAGCGUACAGGACUUAUAAGAAACGGGAAGAAUACAAAGAAGUAUCAGCCGCUUCAGUCAUUCAAAACUAUUAUCGUCGUUAUAAACAGUUUGCAUAUUAUAAACAAAUAACAAAAGCCGUCGUUCUCAUUCAAAACCAGUUCCGGUCGUACAAAAGACAAAAACGAAUAAAAAAAGAAAUAUCACAUUAUACAAAAAGCUCAUGUAGAAGUAUAAAGAGAAAUCAAACGCAGAAACGUCAAAAUCAAGCUGCCAAAAAAAUCCAACACUUUAUAAGACAUAACAAUGAGAGUAUGCCUCCUCCUGUAAAUUUUGCUGAACACACUUAUGGUUACCACGAAAGAGAUGAUAAUACUGAUCAUAGUCUGAAGUAUAAUAUGCCGACCAAAGCCGCUCAAUACUCAUCGGCUAAGUCCACCAUCUGACUUAUUGCUUCGCUCUCCAGUUAAUUCGAACUGUUUUCAUAUAUUUUACAGUCGAUGUAAAUAUUUUUGCAUUUUAACAAUUUUGCAUUCCAACGUUUUAACAGGCUGUUACUAGUAUCGAAAACACCAAUUUAAAAUGUAGUGUUUUUAAGUAACCUCAAAAUC